AUGUUGUGUGAUUGUUGUGCGGAAAACGAAGCUGCCCUUGAAAUGGGCAUCGACGAAAAGAGGGUCUCUCCCAUGGAUGUCAUUGAGUCCCAUCCUGGUAACUACGUCUAUGAUGUGAAGUUGAAAUGUCCUCUGGACAACUUGAUGGAGGCGCUGGACACCGCUGAUACGGAGCUCACCAUCAUUGGCGACGUGCGGGGCAGCGUCGUCUCCGACUGGAAUGAGAACAAUCCUCCGAGCAGACAGAUCGGCAUGUACGACCGAAUCGUAAAAGUCGAUGGUGUGCAAUGCCCAGGAACGAAAGAGGUUGUCAAGCUCCUUACUGACAAGCUCGCGUCUGGUGUGCCGAUCACCUUCCAGCGGCCACAGGAGCGAACGGUGACGGUCGAGCGGACCGCGCGCCUGGGCAUGAACUUGAACUACCGGAAGGGUGGCCAUUCCAAACCCUGGAUCGCCAGCAUCGAGGAGAGUGCGACUGAACGCUGCCUCAUCGACCAGUGGAACAAGGACCAUCCCCAUCAGAAAGUGGCUGUCCACGAUCGCGUCAUCUCCGUGAACGGUCAGACACUCUCCGCUGUUGAGACGGUUGAAAAGCUCCGCACUGCGUCGGGCACGCUAACAAUUAAGCUCGUUCACUUCGAGCUCUGA
Symbiodinium necroappetens is the source of this 648-nucleotide messenger RNA. NCBI's taxonomy places the organism in Eukaryota, Dinophyceae, Suessiales, Symbiodiniaceae. The record is from the annotation of a GenBank genome assembly.